AUUGUAGAAAUAGGCAGGCAAGCUUGCUAGCCCCCAAAAAAUGUACAACUUCAAGUUGCUCAACUGUUGCACAGAUCAUCAACUACUGCAUUUGAAGACACUGCCACCUGCUGACAUGUGCCUCAAAUGUGAUUAUCAAAGAGUCCUCAACAGACAUUUGAGUUAGAUAGAUAGCUACAUAGAUUUGAUUUGACAGUUAUAAGUUACAACCAGGGGGAAGAUGCCACCAGUCCGGUCCCAUACACGACUUUCUUGUGACGUAUUAUGCGCGGAGACCUUUUGUGACGUCACCAAGCAUCAAUUCGCUACAUAAACUGUGUUCAGCUUUGAUAUAUAUCAUCAGUACAAUCUCUUUUUUCAAUCAGGUUGUUUCAGGUAAUCUUUUGCCGCAUAGUCUGCCCUAGCUGACGCUGUGCAGAGAAUACUACGAUUGGAAACGGUUGGUUAGACCCGUUCGCACUGCACAAGUUGAAUCCAGUGAGGGUGAACACCCCUGAUUCUGUGAUGUGGCCAACCGGUAAGGUGCACAGAAGACCAAGGCCUUCUACUUCAGCGCAGACCCCUCAGAUCCACAAAAGGCCUCCAAUCAUUGAGAGCUGUGGGCAGGAACAGACAUCUGGGGAUGGACGGGACAUCAAUCCAGAGCCUCUCAGCCAGUCUGGAAGGGUGACUCGGCUGAUGGAGAGAAAUUAUGAUGGGGUCAUCUCAUCCUCCAACUCUGAUGACAUCUCUAUCUACUCCUUCACUGACUGUGAAUCUGAGUCUGAUGAUGAGGAUCAUGAAAGGAGGACACCACCGCUGAUAGUGAAGGAUGAGGAGGAUGGAAAGGUGACAAAGUUUGAAGUGAGGGAUAUGGUAGAGGACGACAAUCUGUCUCUCCACUCCUUGGAUGAAUCAGACUUUCUGAUUAUUGUGGCCAAGCCCAACAUCCUUCUCCCUGCCUCUGUGAGUGCCCUGAAGAAGGCAUCACGCCUGACGGAGUUGGUCCCUACUGUCCGGCCCUGCAAGGAGCAGCAGGACAAGAAGACACAGUGGACCAACACCAACAAGGAGAGCCUGAGGAGGAUUAAAAAAAACUGGCCUCCAUAGAGCUCGACCUGGAGGAAGGCCUGAAGAAGGUCAAUGACGGUCAGGACGUCAACCAAGAGAGGCAGAAGAAUGAGGGAUGCUUCAGAGCCUGGAUUGAGAAGUGGAUGGGGAGGAGGAAGGAGGAAAGACUGAGGGAUGAAGAUGUGAAUAGGGAAGACAAAGGGAGGAUGGGCGAAGAGGUGAGGGCACUGAUCCAAGUGAUGAAGAGAAACUGCAGUGAACGUGAUCUUGAGGCAGUAAACCUGGACACUUGGCUGAAUGACUUGGAAAGGUUGAAAGUGGCCUUCAAGAAAUGCACUGGAGAGAUGGCCAAAAUGAGCCCAGGGAAAGUCUCUGGUCCUGUGUCUGGCCUCUCUCCUCUUGUGACCUCAGGACCCCGGACCCUGGCUGAAGCCCUACGGGCCCUGCCCUCUGCUGUGGCCCGUCCCUCCCAAAAGGAUGUCCCAAAGCCUCCGACACCUCCAAGCCCCGUCUCUGUCAUUGUUGCUUUGCCUGCUGUGGAGUACUUACCAUACCACCGCAGCCCUCGCCUGGCCCCAAUCACCAACCUGAGUGAGAACGGCAGGAAGCUGCUCCAGAAAAUGUCAGGAGUGACCCCACAGGAAGGGAAGGUCAAAAGGAAAAGAGCAAGGGAAAAAAGCAAGUGAAGAAAGAGAAGGCCAGCAAGAUGCAGCAGGUGGAAAAUGUUGGAGAAAGUAAGGAGGACAAGAAAGAGGAAAAGAAGAGUCUGAGGAAGAGGUUUCUCCAGUGGCUGCUGCCCAAACUGAGAUGUUCGAAGAAAUAAUGGCCUACUACUACAACACACACACACACACACACUCGAACUUCAGAGCUAUAGCGGCUUAUAACCACACUGACAUAAUAAAAUGUAAAAUAAACGUUA
Salmo salar (Atlantic salmon) is the source of this 1972-nucleotide messenger RNA. RefSeq lists its product as uncharacterized. NCBI's taxonomy places the organism in Eukaryota, Metazoa, Chordata, Actinopteri, Salmoniformes, Salmonidae. The record is from RefSeq and is a predicted model, not a curated record.